AUGCAGAAUCAAGAGUCACAGAUGCCACAUAUGUCAGUUUCACCGCCAAAGAUGCCGGCUUCUUCGAGCCGCAUUCUUUAUGAUAUUCCUUGUAAAGUAUGUCGGGAUCACUCUUCGGGAAAGCAUUAUGGUAUAUUUGCUUGCGACGGAUGUGCUGGCUUUUUCAAGCGAUCGAUUAGACGGAAUCGUCAAUACGUGUGCAAGGCAAAAUCCGAGGGGGGUUGUAUGGUGGACAAGACACAUCGGAAUCAAUGUCGUGCCUGUCGAUUGGCAAAAUGCAUUCAGGCCGGCAUGAACAAAGAUGCUGUGCAGCACGAACGAGGCCCACGGAACUCAACACUUCGUAGACAAAUGGCUCUAUAUUUUAAGGAACCUGAAAUUAUGAAUAGUAUGGUAGCCUCGGCACCAACGGCUUUAGAUCUUGUUUUGCCUAAAGCGCCAUCGGAACCACGCGUCUCCAUGCCUAGACCAUCGCCCCAUCCCUCUCUUCCGCAUCCGGUAUAUUGCAAUGCGUUGACAGUAUCGAAAAUGCCAUCGAAUAUCCCGAAUCUGCAGUUGCCGUUUAUACCCUCGAUCAAUCCUGAGUCUAUAUGCGAGCAGGCCGCGAGAUUACUCUUUCUGAACGUGCACUGGGCGCGAGAUUUGGUGUCGGGAACAAAUCUCGUAAUGGAGGAUCAGCUGACGUUGCUUGAGUCUUCCUGGCGCGAGCUCUUUCUGUUAGCCGCCGCGCAAAUGAUACCAACCCUGGAUCCCACACCUUUAUCGUUGAAUCUUCAAAGUAUCGGGCUUGCGAUCGAAGUGAACCGUUUUCGAGAGACUCUGGCCGGCUUCCACGCAAUGAAUCUAGAUCAACAUGAAUUUGCCUGUAUCAGAGCGAUAGUGCUUUUCAAAGCCGGUCUGGAUAAUGAACCGGUAUCCAGCAGUAGGAGUACGAGCAGUAACUCACCUAGUCCCGGAAGUCGACUCAGGGAUGCGAUCUGCGUCGCCCGGCUGAUGGACAGCGCCCAAUUAGCUUUAGGACAACGGCUCAGCGGGGCCUCUUACGGAACCCUUAGACUCAAUAAGCUACUAUUGCUACUGCCUACCCUGCGCUCCGUAUCUGCACAUGCUAUUGAGGAACUUUUCUUCAGAACAACUAUUGGCGUGAUUCCAAUCGAAAGGAUUAUCUGCGACGUGUAUAAGGCGUCCUAA
This is a messenger RNA of Atta colombica, 1191 nucleotides long. It is a transcript of the gene tll, whose product is annotated as nuclear receptor subfamily 2 group E member 1. The coding region runs from base 1 to 1191 and encodes 396 amino acids. Gene Ontology annotation, biological process: positive regulation of transcription by RNA polymerase II; cell differentiation; anatomical structure development. The transcript has 4 exons. The record is from RefSeq and is a predicted model, not a curated record. Gene Ontology annotation, molecular function: RNA polymerase II cis-regulatory region sequence-specific DNA binding; zinc ion binding; nuclear receptor activity. Lineage: Eukaryota; Metazoa; Arthropoda; Insecta; Hymenoptera; Formicidae.